UAGAGCUCCGAGGUCGCAUCCAUGGCGAAUGCGACGCCCCCGACGACGCCGACGACGCCGCUCCUCCUCCUCCGCGGAGCCCCCAACGAGAGGAAGACGAGGACGACGGCGACGACGAAGAAGAAGAAGAAGAAGCCCCUCCGCGACCGCGCCUUCGAGAAGUGCUCCUCCCUGCUGCGGCGGCUGCUGCGGCACCGGCACGCGUGGCUCUUCGACGCGCCCGUCGACGUGCGGGGCCUCGGCCUCCGCGACUACUACGCGGUGAUCCGGAGCCCCAUGGACCUCGGCACCGUGCGCGCGCGCCUUGAGAAGGGGCGGUACCGGAGCCCCGGGGCGUUCGCCGCGGACGUGCGCCUCACCUUCCGCAACGCCAUGGCCUACAACUUCAGGGGCGACGACGCCUACGCCAUGGCCGAGGAGCUCUCCGAGGUGUUCGAGACGCGCUGGGCCGAGAUCGAGGACGAGUUCGGCGACGCGCUCGACUCUCUCGGCUCCGCAGCGGCGGCGGCGGAGGCGGAGGAUUCGUCGAGCUUGGAUUUGAUGGUUUUGGAGGGAAACGUCAAUGAGGAAGAGGCGCAUGAAGUGAUUUAUAUUGGGGAUGAGGAAGAGGAAAACAAAGCAGAUGUGCAGAAUUUGCCUUCUUCCUCUGUUGUUGGUGGGAUACAUCAAAUCGGCUCAAGCAGUGAUCCAGGAACCUCCUCUCGCGAUCCUGGCUGUGAUAUUCACCUGGAAAAUGGACCGCAUGCGAGCAAUAACGUAGAACUUAUCUGCAAGUAACUCAGAUGAUAUACCGUAUAUACUGCGGGAUGAUCGGCGUGUUGAGGAGUCGUUUUACAUGGUUCUGCCCAAUUGAGAAAGUCAGCUGUUAUUGAGCUUGUUUUACUGUGUUGUGUUAACUUUAAUAAGUACUCUUUCGUUAACUAGUUUAUGGGCAUUUCGUAAUUGCGUAUUGUUAAAUUAACUUAUCUGCUGUAGGGUUGUGUCCAUCUCAUUUGCGGAUCUAAAUUAUGUAAAUAUAUGUAUUUGGGUUGUGUUUUUCCUAUAUUGGAAUGACAUGUUUGACAUGGUUCUGUU
Ananas comosus (pineapple) is the source of this 1074-nucleotide messenger RNA. RefSeq names its product bromodomain-containing protein 4A-like. Gene Ontology annotation, molecular function: protein binding. NCBI's taxonomy places the organism in Eukaryota, Viridiplantae, Streptophyta, Magnoliopsida, Poales, Bromeliaceae. Bases 22 to 777 code for a protein of 251 amino acids. The transcript has 5 exons. The record is from RefSeq and is a predicted model, not a curated record.